Miscanthus lutarioriparius is the source of this 519-nucleotide messenger RNA. The record is from the annotation of a GenBank genome assembly. Lineage: Eukaryota; Viridiplantae; Streptophyta; Magnoliopsida; Poales; Poaceae.
AUGAUGUCUUGCCUCGCGAGAUGCCUUGUGGCCUCCCUGUCCGUCGUGGUCCUCGCCGUGGUCUGCUUGCCAUCCCGCGGCGAGGCCAUGGGCCUGCCCCAGCCACCGCCGGACCUCAACUUCACCGUCGCCGUCGAGGGCAUGGUCUGGUGCAAGAGCUGUCGGUACGCCGGCUACGUCCGGUCCAUGGACGCGUCGCCUCUACCGAAUGCUGCGGCGCUUCUGCAGUGCCAGCGUGGCGACGACGGCAGGGCGGUGUCCGUGUGGAACACCACGGACUCCGGCGGCUACUUCCUGAUCCUGGCGGAUUGGCAGUCGGCGGCCUUUAAGAGCAAGGACUGCAGAGUCAAGGUGUACGUGCCACGGUCGCCGGCGCGCGGCUGCACAGUGGCCGUCAAACCCAACCCGAAGGGGGCGCCGCUCAAGUUUCGAAGGUUCGUGCCGCUCUCCGGCGAGAUGCAGGCGCGCUAUUCGGCCGGCGACUUCACAUUCGCGCCGGAGAACCCCGCCAAGUGCUAA